AUGAAUGGCAACCGUAAAUGUGAGCUCAAGAAUAACGACAAGUUGUCCAUCGGCUGCAAGACAUUCCUCUUCCGUAAAUGCAAACCAAUGACAAAUACAGCGAUCACUUCCACGUCGUGUCAGUUCAUCAACAAUAAGACAACAAAUGCAUUGCAAGUGUCGCUCGAGAAGACACCAGAACUACUAAAACCCGAUUCACCCGAACCCGUAAGACCUGAAUCACCCGAACCCGGUAAGAAUGCGAAAGACAAGGCCCAGGCGAAGAAGGAGAACCUCGACGACCUCAAGCAGGAGGUGUCGAUGGACGAGCACAAGAUCACUUUGGAGGAGCUUUACACCCGGCUUCAGGUGGAGAACUGGGAGAACGGGUUGACCACCGCUCAGGCCAAAGCAUUUCUCGAGAGGGACGGCCCGAACGCACUCACGCCUCCCAAACAGACCCCCGAAUGGAUUAAGUUCUGCAAACAAUUGUUCGGCGGUUUCGCGCUAUUGCUAUGGAUCGGCGCUAUUCUCUGUUUCCUCGCUUAUGGCAUACAGGCGUCCAGUUUUGAAGAGCCGGCGCCCGACAAUUUAUACUUAGGAGUAGUAUUGGCGGCGGUAGUGAUCAUCACCGGCUGCUUCUCCUACUAUCAAGAGGCCAAGUCGUCAGCCAUUAUGGAAUCGUUCAAGAAUAUGGUUCCACAGUACGCCACUAUUGUCAGAAAUGGCCAGAAGAAUACCAUCACCGCCGAGGAGGUAGUGGUCGGCGAUAUCGUUGAGGUGAAAGGCGGCGAUCGGAUACCGGCCGACAUUCGCAUUAUUAAAGCCCACGGAUGCAAAGUAGACAACUCUUCACUGACGGGUGAAUCCGAGCCGCAAACCCGUUCACAUGAUUUGUCCAGUGAUAACCCCCUCGAGACCCGCAAUUUGGCCUUCUUCUCGACCAACUGUGUCGAAGGCGCCGCCACUGGGAUCGUCAUAAACACCGGCGACCGCACUAUUAUGGGCCGAAUCGCUAACUUGGCGUCGGGUCUGGCGAUGGGCGAGACUCCCAUCGCUCGCGAGAUCGAGCACUUCAUUCACAUCAUCACAGGUGUGGCCGUCUUCCUGGGCGUCACUUUCUUCGUCAUAGCAUUCGUGUUGGGCUACCACUGGUUGGACGCCGUUAUCUUUCUCAUCGGCAUUAUUGUGGCCAAUGUUCCCGAAGGACUAUUGGCAACUGUGACCGUAUGUCUGACACUGACGGCCAAACGUAUGGCCAGUAAGAACUGUUUGGUGAAGAACUUGGAGGCCGUGGAGACACUGGGCUCCACAUCGACCAUAUGUAGCGACAAAACCGGAACUCUGACCCAAAACCGGAUGACAGUCGCGCACAUGUGGUUCGACAACCAUAUCAUUGAAGCCGACACUACGGAAGACCAGAGUGGCGUCCAAUACGACAAGAGCUCUUCCGGUUGGAAGUCAUUGAGUCGGGCCUGUGUUCUGUGCAGUCGCGCUGAGUUCAAGGGCGGUCAGGACGCCGUCCCUAUUCUUAAACGUGAGUGUGCGGGCGAUGCGUCCGAAUCAGCGAUAUUGAAAUGUAUGGAAAUAGCGAUCGGAAACGUGACGGCUGUUCGCAAACGUAACCCUAAAGUAUGCGAAAUCCCAUUCAACUCAACCAACAAAUAUCAUGUGACCAUUCAUGAGACCGAAGACCAGAACGACCCGAGCUAUCUGUUGUGCAUGAAGGGCGCACCCGAACGCAUACUCGACCGCUCGGGCACUAUAUUCAUCAACGGAGAGGAGAAGAUACUCGACGAAGACAUGAAAGACGCGUUCAACGCCGCGUACCUCGAGUUGGGAGGUCUGGGCGAACGUGUGAUCGGUUUAUGCGACUAUAGACUGCCGGCAGACAAGUACCCGCCCGGCUAUCCCUUCGACGCCGAUGAGGCCAACUUCCCAUUAGAUAAUCUCCGCUUUUUGGGCUUAGUGUCGAUGAUAGACCCGCCGCGAGCCGCUGUGCCCGACGCCGUGGCCAAGUGUCGCAGCGCCGGCAUCAAAGUGAUCAUGGUCACCGGCGAUCAUCCCAUCACCGCUAAGGCCAUCGCCAAAGCCGUCGGCAUUAUAUCAGAGGGUACUGAGACUGUAGAGGACAUCGCAUUGAGACUAAACAUACCGAUAGAGGACGUGAACCCACGGGACGCGAAGGCGGCUGUAAUUCACGGGCAGGACCUGAAGGACAUGAACGCCGAACAAUUGGACGAACUUCUUGCUUAUCACACGGAGAUAGUGUUCGCCAGGACUUCGCCGCAACAGAAGCUCAUUAUAGUGGAGGGCUGUCAACGUCAGGGCGCUAUCGUCGCCGUCACCGGUGAUGGUGUGAACGACUCGCCGGCCCUCAAGAAGGCCGACAUCGGUGUGGCGAUGGGUAUCGCCGGCUCCGAUGUGUCCAAACAGGCGGCAGAUAUGAUACUUUUGGACGACAACUUCGCGUCGAUAGUGACGGGUGUAGAGGAGGGACGGCUUAUAUUUGACAAUUUGAAAAAGUCUAUCGCAUACACACUGACCAGUAAUAUACCAGAGAUCUCUCCCUUCCUCUUCUUUAUCAUAUUCAACGUGCCGUUGCCUUUGGGAACGGUUACCAUUCUGUGCAUCGAUUUGGGCACCGAUAUGGUGCCCGCCAUCUCUCUGGCCUACGAACAGGCCGAAAGUGAUAUAAUGAAACGCCAGCCCCGGGACCCGAAAGUAGACAAACUGGUGAACGAGCGGCUCAUAUCUGUGUCGUACGGACAGAUCGGUAUGAUUCAAGCGGCCGCUGGUUUUUACGCCUACUUUGUCAUUAUGGCUGAGUAUGGCUUCAAAUCGGACCUAUUGUUCGGUCUUCGGGAGGACUGGGACUCCAAAGGUGUUAACGAUUUGCAGGAUUCUUACGGACAGGAAUGGACAUAUAAGGCCCGCAAACAAGUGGAGUACACGUGUCACACGGCUUUCUUCGUGUCCAUAGUAGUGGUCCAAUGGGCGGAUCUCAUUGUCUGUAAGACCCGACGCAACUCUGUCAUCCAUCAAGGGAUGAGGUUUUCGUGGUGGUUCCCAGCAUUGCCUUUCUCGCUGCUAAUAUUCUUCUACGACGAGGCCAGACGUUUUAUCUUACGCCGCAAUCCCGGCGGUUGGGUUGAGUUGGAGACCUACUACUGAGCCCCGGGAGGACACACCGUAUGUCACUUGCGUUUCCCCCGACAACACCUCCCGAUCCCCACAAACCUAUCUCUCAUUCUCUGUAUCUCAAUGUCUGUCUAUCUAUACAUUUGCAGCUCUUUUAUAGCACGACAACAAUUGAAGGCAUUCU
Molecule: messenger RNA, 3304 nt
Organism: Medioppia subpectinata
Lineage: Eukaryota; Metazoa; Arthropoda; Arachnida; Sarcoptiformes; Oppiidae
Source: the annotation of a GenBank genome assembly